AUGUCCUCUGCACAAGCCAUCACCACCACUACAACUCGCUCUUUUGAGAACAUCCGUCUCCGCCUAACUGGAAACGAGGGGCCUUUCGGAGAUUGGCGUGACGACCUUGUUCGGGAUGGUUAUGCUAUCAUCAAAAAUGCGAUUCCGCGCGAGAGGGCGGAUGCAUAUGCCAAUGACAUGUAUUCCUGGCUCGAAGACUUCAACUUGGGUUUCGAUCGUAACAACAUCAAAAAAACCGCGAGAGAGGAGCACCUCCCAAUUAUCAAUGAGAAAGGCAUGUGCUGGUGGUAUAGCCUAGCACAUGAGGACUUUGUGUGGAAGAUGCGAGCGGAACCAGGUGUUGUUGGUGCUUUCGAGAAAGUCUACAAUACCUCUGAUCUCAUUGUUUCGUUCGAUGCUCUGAACUUCACAUUUCCUGAUCGAGACGAUAUUCAACCCAACAAACCCUGGCCACACCAGAAUCAGAACCCAGAUACCCACGGAUUCCGUUGCUUGCAAGGAUUAGUUAAUCUGCUGCCGAACGGGCCCAAAGAUGGUGGUCUAAUCGUAUGCAAGGGUGGCCACCUCUUGUCCGAAAGAUUCCACGAGGAGAUGAAAAGCGAGCCGCGUAUCCCGGGAUUCUUUCACGAGUGGUAUGGAUAUACCGAUGCUGGCAUGAAAUGGCUGGCCGAUCAUGGCCUUGAAUGGGAGAAAGUAUGCGUUGAACCUGGUGAUCUUAUUGUUUGGGAUUCGCGCACACCGCAUUACAAUCUUCCAUCGUCUUCAUCCCGCCCACGCUUCUGCAUUUACACUUGCUAUAUGCCAGUGUCAGAUGUUACGCAAGAGGAUCUGAAGCGAAAGAAAGAGGCGUAUGAAGGCUAUCGAACUACUUCACAUUGGCCGAACGCGAACUUUGUCGGCGCAGCCGAUGCCACCAGGAAAGGCAAGCCGUGCCCCUAUAAUCGUCACAGACCAACCAGAUUGCCUCAGCUGGACGAAAAUGCUUUCAAGUUGACUGGGAUCCCAUAUAUUACCGAAUGA
This is a messenger RNA of Penicillium cataractarum, 1020 nucleotides long. RefSeq names its product phytanoyl-CoA dioxygenase family protein. The coding region runs from base 1 to 1020 and encodes 339 amino acids. The record is from RefSeq and is a predicted model, not a curated record. The transcript has a single exon. NCBI's taxonomy places the organism in Eukaryota, Fungi, Ascomycota, Eurotiomycetes, Eurotiales, Aspergillaceae.